Messenger RNA from Seminavis robusta, 1494 nucleotides. NCBI's taxonomy places the organism in Eukaryota, Bacillariophyta, Bacillariophyceae, Naviculales, Naviculaceae. The record is from the annotation of a GenBank genome assembly.
ACACACACACACACACACACACACACACACACACACACACACACACACACACACACAAGAUAAAAGUUCAAAAGGCCCUCAGCUUGCUAGCUGGUAUGAUAGUUGAGGGCAAUCUUUUGAACUGCCAAAACCUCAUUUCAUCGUCACAGGUCGGCACCACCACCCCAUCUCCAUCCCACUUUUAUAAUUAAUAAAUCACCAUGAUGCUGGCUACUUCGUCUGCUUUGUUGCAACGAGAAGCUCUUACACGUACGCUGCUGUUAUCCCGAAGCCCGGCAGCAAGACGAUCAAACGUGAUCGUCACGGCUGCAAACUCUACUAGAAGUGUACGCUUUUCCUCCUCCGCCUUGCCAUCCACCACCAUGGGUGCUACUGCCAGCCGUCUUUUGGGUGCUGCCUUUAUGGGUCUUUCCGGUUGUUGGUGGAUAUCAUCGACACCUGUCCGAUUGGAGCCAGCGGGAAGUCCACAUACUCUGUUUGUGUGGGACUUUGAUUGGACUGUCAUUAAUUGCAACUCGGACGAGUACAUUCCAGCUCAAUUUCUCGGCGACCAAGAAAUGGAAAAGAGGCUUCGAGCUCUGUUUAAGGAAUGCAAAGACUGGCACGUUUGCGUCGAGACUCUCGUCAAUCAAGUCAUGGACGAACAACGCUUGACACAAAAACAAGUGUUGUCGGCUGCAGGGAAAAUGCCAUAUUUGACCGGUGUCCGGGCUGCCUUGGACAAAAUUCAUGACAAGCAUAAACGGACGGGACAAAUGAUCCUGUCGGAUGGCAAUACAAUCUUCAUUGGGGCUUUCCUCCAAGACAAUGGACUGACGGAUCACUUUACUCAUGGCAUCAUUACCAAUGCCGGUUUGUGGAUUGACAAGAGCGACGAUGGAGCUAGCAAAUCCUUGGACAAAAACAACAAUAGCAAACGACUACAAGUGAUUCACCAGAGCAAACAGUAUGGCGGACAUGACUGCGACGAAUGUCCAAACAACCUAUGCAAAACCCAGGCACUCUCGAAAGCUUUGGAGCAAUUCAGCAGUGGGCCAACUAUUGGUAGCAACAUUAUACCUACCGGUGCUACAACAAGCAGCAGCAGUAGUAGUAGACCAAGAAUUGUCUACGUUGGAGAUGGUAGCAAUGAUGCUUGUCCAGUGUUACAUGUCCUACGAGAAGGCGAUGUCAUGUUGGCGAGGGUUGGAAACAGAAGAAAGUUUGCAAAUGAACGGUCUGGCCCAGAAACAGAUCAUGAGGCAACAACGCCAGCAAAAGGUCAACCGCCAAAAGGACGCGGUGGUUCCUUUGGCGUUCUGCCAGCGCUUGUUCGUGCCAAGGAGGGAGACCCUCCCAUUGUCCCAAAAUGUCAAGUCUGGGAAUGGACCACUGGAGAUGAACUUAGCCAGUUUGUAGACAAGUUGUUGAGAGAUGUAAAGUAGAGUUUGUUUUGACAGAUGCUACUGUACCAUAGCAAGAAUACACAUACCUGUGGGAGGAAGGCAAGGGGCU